CAAAAGAGCUGUCAGACACGUUUGAGGAGAGCAGAAGCAAGGAGCAAAAAAUAACACAAAAGGACAGAAAACAAAACGGUUUUAUAGGAACAACACUUCAUCACCAUAAUGGAGAACAUUGACUUGUCUUCAAUGAAACUAUCUAGGCCUGAGUUGUUUGAUUUUGAGGGCAUUUCAAUGAUCCACCACUUCACUGACAACUGGGAAAAGGUGAAGAACUUCCAGGCAAGACCAGAUGACAUUCUAAUCGCCACUUACCCGAAAGCUGGUACCACCUGGGUUUCUUAUAUACUGGACCUUCUGUAUUUUGGAAAUGAUGCUCCAGAGCGGCAGAUGUCCCAGCCAAUCUAUAUAAGAGUGCCAUUCCUGGAGUCAUACUUUCCACAAGUGAUUCCAUCUGGGACAGAACUGGCUGAUAAUCUGCCCACCUCUCCUCGCCUCAUUAAAACUCAUCUACCUGUUCAGCUUGUGCCCAAGUCCUUCUGGGAGCAGAACUGCAGGGUUGUGUAUGUAGCUCGGAAUGCAAAAGACAACGCAGUCUCCUAUUUUCACUUUGAUCGAAUGAACUUGGCACAGCCUGAACCAGGAGAUUGGAACAACUUCUUACAGAAAUUUAUGGAAGGAAAGAAUGUGUUUGGUCCUUGGUACGACCAUGUCAGUGGAUGGUGGGAAAAAAAACAGACAUAUUCUAACUUGCUGUACAUGUUCUAUGAGGAUAUGGUUGAAGACACUGGACGUGAGGUGGAACGUUUGUGCUCCUUCUUGGGUUUGUCAAACUCAGUUGAGGAGAGAGAGAAAAUAACAAAAGGAGUUCAGUUUAAUGCUAUGAAACAAAACAAGAUGACCAACUAUUCCACAAUAUCAGUCAUGGACUUCAAGAUCUCACCCUUCAUGCGUAAAGGUAAAGUCGGAGACUGGAAAAAUCACUUUACUGUGGCACAAAAUCAACAGUUUGAUGAGGUCUACAAACAAAAGAUGAAGAACACAACCGUCAAGUUCCGGACAGCAAUUUGAGGCUUGUGUUCAGCUCCAAAUUAGUCCCUAAAUAAAUAAUCCAGCUUCCAUCCCGAGGUUACCAGAGAUUAUUGGAUCCAACUCUGUUCCUGCUUGGUGUCGGACUCCACUGCUACAUGUCACUGAGUGAUGACGACUAACUCCAGCCGGUGCCAUCCAGACAUCACUUCAAUCUACUAUGAUGGACUUCAGAGGAUGAACUGAUACCAACUGUAAAACAUUGGAUACUUCAUAUGCCACUGCCUCACUGAUCUCUGCCUGCAACACCUUGGUCUAUUGAUGGACUACACUCUUGAAAGGAAUACAUAGACUAUCAAUGAAAUGCCAACAAAAGCCUUCAUCAGUGAACUAACAAUAGACAAUUCGGACUACUGGUUAGGUAAUGCGGUGUUAAGACACAUGGUGUCUGUGUAGAUGAUUCACUAAUUUGUUAAAUAGAAUUUGUAAAGUUGUAUUGAUUGUUCAUGUAUUGUAUUCCUGCAUUGAAUUAUUUUGGAAGACUUUGAUUUUGACAUAGUUGUAAUGCAUUCUGGUAUGAAUAUACAAAGUGCUUCCCAUUUACGCUGUGUGUGUGUGCACGCUUUGUGAAGAACAUGUAUUGUAAUCAUGUGAUGGGUUUUCCUUUUCAUCGUGUAUUGUGCUUCUCACUGAAAGGAUUAUAAGGUAAAUUAUUUUAAUGUUUGUCACCUAGUAAUUGUGUGAUGUGAAUUUCUUUAUUGUCAUAUUGGUAAUUGUGCUGGUUUUAUUUUUUGAUGAUGUUUUUACAGUGUUUUUUUCUCUUGUUGUUGUUG
Molecule: messenger RNA, 1805 nt
Organism: Myxocyprinus asiaticus (Chinese sucker)
Lineage: Eukaryota; Metazoa; Chordata; Actinopteri; Cypriniformes; Catostomidae
Product: cytosolic sulfotransferase 3
Exons: 9
Coding region: 109-1014 (301 amino acids)
Biological process (GO): sulfation
Cellular component (GO): cytoplasm
Molecular function (GO): sulfotransferase activity
Source: RefSeq, a predicted model, not a curated record